This is a messenger RNA of Xyrichtys novacula (pearly razorfish), 4356 nucleotides long. NCBI's taxonomy places the organism in Eukaryota, Metazoa, Chordata, Actinopteri, Labriformes, Labridae. The record is from the annotation of a GenBank genome assembly.
CAGAGGAGGGGCUGCUUUAUUUGGACAGCUGCUGGGUUCUCAAGAAUAUGCUAAAUUUUAUCAUUGGUAAAACACAAAGCCAAAAUGGAGGGCUAUGAUGGCAGCUUUUGUUUGAUUUGUCUCUGAAAUAUGGGAAAUAGCAAUUGUCAUGACCAGGCUGAGGUGGUCACAACAAAAAGAAGGAAGACACACACCAUGUAUCAACUCCCAAACAACUCUUUAUUAAUUCAAAUUGAACCAAAUUAGAAUAUUUAAGAUAUGAGGUGUGUGAAUCAGUAAAAUCAGUAUUGUGUAAUGUGUGCAUGAGUGGAAAGUAGGUGUAAGUGUGCGAGGGUGUUGUAAAGACCAACAUAAACUACAACUAAACCAAGUCAAACCAAACCAAACUAACCAAAGCCAAAACAAGUCAAAACAAGCCAAGCCAAACAAAAUAAAACCAAACCAAACCAAACUAAGUCAAAACAAGCUAAACGAAGCCAAGCCAAACCAAACCAAACUAAGUCAAGACAAGCCAACCCAAACCAAACCAGGUCAAACCAAGUACCUGUAAAAGGCAGUCAGGAGAAACAAAAGAGGGCCUUGCAAGUAACUGUGGGAGCUUAAAUACUCCCAGCACCCAGGUGUGCAUAGUUGCUCUGAUUAGGGUGCAGAGAGAAGCCAACCAGACACACCUCCCACUGCAGCAUGACCCUAUAGGGGCAUCACACCAUGGAUUAAUUUUUUUUAAUUCAGUGUGUGGUGUCAGCCCCAUACAGUAUUAGAGGUGCUAGCUUUAAAACCACAUUGUUGGAUAACGGACUGAAAGGGUUAGUAGAUUACAUGUUGCAUUUCUACAUGCUUACAUGUGUUUUGAAAAUUGAUUAGCUUUUUAUUCGAGGCUAAACCAAAGAGAGACCAGGCAAGUAUUGACCAACGAGUGAAGGAGUGUUUCCAUCUGGAGACAGUCAGUGGGUUUACAAGCACAGCUUAAUCGGAUGAAGCUCAUAAUUCUUUAUUUUUUUUUCGGCCAAAUCAGAUUUCUCUCCUUGUCCGCGUAUACACGCUACUCCUCUUCUCUGGUGUUUUUGUUCCAGGGUUCAGCACGCGCAUAUGCAUUGUCCUAUCAUACUCCGACUGCGCUGGUACAUGGUAGAGAAAACUGAAUUCCAAUUGCAUUAUCUAGGUGUCUUAAUCAGAGUUCUCCGACUCCAAUCGGCAUUCUCAAACUCCAAUCAUAGUCAGGCUAAGGUGUUUAUAUGCACUUCAGUUUUCCUGUAUUAACCCAUUAAUGCCCAUUAAUACAUUUUAUGAUUAUAAUUACUUUAAAUUAUAAUUUGACAGUAAAAUUACUUUUUGACAGUGAGUUAACUUCGUGUACAAAGUAAGGCAUGAUGCAUUUGUCAAAUAGGUUUUUUUUGUAUGUGUGUGAAGCCACAUGUCUUGACAGUAUCCAUAGCAAAUUUUGUGUUGCUAUCUCUAACAGAAAAAAAUCUGUGGGGUUUUUCCUUAACAUACUAUAUUUCAUAUGUGGGCAUAUAUGGGUUAAUUCUAGUGUCUGACAACUUUACAAAAAGGAUUUCUGAGUGAAAAAGUUUUUUGUUUUUUUUUGAGGGAGAAAUACUACUUUUAUCACUCUGUUGAAUGCCAGACUCUGUGGACAAGAAGAUCAAGAUCAAGAUCAAAAUUGUCUUAAUUGUCCUUUGCAGGAUAUUUGUCUUAGACAGUAGAGCUACAUUUGCUGCAGUACAUAUAAUACACUUAUAAUAUCAUAUACGUACAAAACAAAACAGCACCAGAACUUUAAUUUAGCCCCUAUGAGCCCUGGAGUUGCUGGUCAUCUACUUCCUCAGCCUGUUAGUUUGUGUUGUUCAAUCUUAAAAAGAUACUGUAGAAGUCCAAAACAACAAUUUAAAGUUUUCAUAUAAUUAAAAAAAAAGUUUUCCUUGCCUAAAAUUAAAAAAAUACUGUAGUCGUCUUCCAAUAAUGGAAAAAAUUUCUGGGACCUCAGAGGAGUGGCCUGGAAAGUCACAAAACUUCCUCGCUCACUGCAUCAGCAAACAUCCCUCACAUCCUGUUGGCAGCUCUUAAAAAAAACUCCUGUCCAACAUAAACGAAAGUCAGAAAUGUGAGCAAAAGGUGAAAUGAAAGUGAAAACAUGAAAACCAUAUAUGGUUUUUCCUUCCCGAAGUCUGAGGCCGUUAUAAAAGUGAAGUCACCUCGCAGUCUGCCUUACUGAGGAGAGCAAGAGAGAGGAAAGGUAUGUGAACACACUUUGUUUCUUUUGCUGUAUUUGAAAAGUUUAUCAAGAUACCAAUAUAGAAGAGCACAAGUUAUUGAAAAGUCUGAUUUAAAGUUUACAACUGAAACUUUAGCUGUGGUUAAACUGAAGCCAUUUUCUGACUUUUGUGAAUCGUUCAGCAGAGGGAGCUAUCAGGGUAGAAGGACUGGUUAAAAUACCAUCAAAUGCAGAGAAAACUAAGAGUUUUGGGUGGAGUUUACCCAGAAUUUGCACAUACUCAGGUUUUAACUUGUUCGUCUUAGCUCCACAGGGUGGGCUUGCUGAUUAAAAAAAGUCUAUGUAGAAAUGCAAGGCUGAAACUAAGACAAUGUCCCAGUAGUGUAAAACAUAGUAAUGUGAUGUAAAAAUAGAUAAGAUAAGAUAAGCCUUUAUUAGUCCCACAAGGGGAAAUUCCCAUUUACAGUUCUUCCUUUACAUGAAACAUACAGUAGACAGAUGCAUACAGGGUGACAGGAACAGGAGAACUGUUGGACCACCAGCCUGACCAGCGCCCCUUUCUUAGAUAAGAAAAGGAGAACAAAUAAGACAACAAAAUAAACAUUAACCCUUCCAAAGUAGUCACCUGACAAAUGUGUCAAACAUUUCCUUGUCUGUUUUAUCUAUGAUUUUCAAAAAUUAAGGCCUAAUAGGAGAUUGUUGAAUACUUAGUUGACUGUGUUCUCAUGUGAUCUAAUUGGCUGUCAAAUGUGUUUCAUAAUUUCAAAAUACGAUUUUUUAACUCUCCUGAUCAUGUUUGUCUUCAGUCUGCGUGGCAAUUCACCAAUAAAGAAGCUGUGAAAUGACUGCAAUUAGUCUAAAUAUUGACAUUAACAUGCCUUACAACCUGGAACAGAGUCAUAACACAUGAUAACAAUUCAGAAGUUUGAAAAUUGCUGUAAUGGGACUGUGGUCUAUCCCCCUUGAAGCCAUAUAUUCCUAUUUAUCUUAAUUUUCCCCUAUAUAGGAAUACUGUUGUUAUUGUGAAUUUUCUUGGCCACACUAAUUGCAUAGUGGUAAUGUGACUAUUUUAUAGACAUGCUGGUGUGCAAUUCUGCAAUUAUUCAAAUCUGUACAAUGCUGUUACCUCUGGGACCAUUACAUAAGUUUAUAAACUUGUCAUUGUUCCAGCAGGCUCACUUACUACUAAGGUAGUGUUGUUGCCACUCCUUCUUUCUUAAUCUCAAACUGGCAUGAUAGUCAGAGGUUUACCCAGAAGUUACACAUUACCUAAGCUGACCAGUCUGCUCUCCGGAGGCGUCUUUAUACAUCGCCAUUGUCAAGCAUGUAAACACUUACAUUAAGACAAAGCUGACUGUGUAUGACAACACAAGGUUAAAAAGUGAGCUCAUCUCUGGACUAAAAACCCACUCUCUUACAGUGACUCUGACAACAUGUCGUACCAGUGGGCUGAAGAUGACUUUCACCUGCCUAAAGGGAGUUCUCGAUUGAAUCUCAAUAACCCGAAGAGCAAUGAAACCUACAUCAUGUACCAUGGCACCACCAAGCUUGCUGCUCAGUCCAUCCGAGACAAUGGUUUUCGCCAGUCUGAAGAUGGGAUGCUGGGACCUGGUGUCUAUCUCAGCAGAGACCUUGCGAAAGCAAGCCGCUAUCCCAUAAAGCACCCUGAGUGGGACAGGGUCGUCAUUAGAGUCCGGGUCAAUGUGGGGAAUGUGAUCAUCAUCAACCGCCAGGGACACCCACUUCAGAAGACCUGGAAUGCCUCCGGAUAUGACAGUGCCUGGGUGCCGCCAAAAUGUGGGAUGGUGCCAAGUGGUUUGGAGGAGAAUUGUGUCUGGGAUCCAAAACGAAUCGAAGUCAUUGGUACCAUCAAACCACAGCCUGUGCCGCGUCACGGUGCAUAUGGCUUAAUGUAAGCCGAAAAGGCUGUUACCAGUUUAUUUACACUGUACAGAUGUAUCAUUAUGCAUUUGUUUUCAUUGUAUUGACAGUGUAUUUUACUUUGUCAGUGUAUUCUGGAAAAUAAAUUGGUCAUAUUAAUCGGAGUAAGGCAAUAAUUCGUGUUUUUUUUCAAGUGUUAUGUAAACGUACUGAGUGUCAACUUAACUCUGAUAUAUUUGGUCCAUUUUUCUCAACAUUUA